Messenger RNA from Microcebus murinus (gray mouse lemur), 3975 nucleotides. The record is from RefSeq and is a predicted model, not a curated record. Lineage: Eukaryota; Metazoa; Chordata; Mammalia; Primates; Cheirogaleidae.
CGCAUAUCCACAGCCUCGGGCACAGUGUGGCCACCACUGUUGAUGCCACCAUGAAGCUCUCAGAUAUCACUGUUGUGAGUAAACAUAGGGAAAACCAGCUGUAACAUGCUACCUGAAUAGAAGUUGUGACUCACAUUUUGAUGCUAGGUUGUACAGGCUGGAAAAAGCUGGAGAGUACUGCCUCUGCUAUGUGGCACCUGUGACAGAUCAGGAGCAAAUGUAGACAAGCUGGCGAUGGAAAGAGUUAAUGCUGGUGCCCCAGAAAAGCCAGAUAUGAAGCUGGCUACUCAAGAAGACACAAAUGAAGGUGACACUAAUGAAAGUCCAUUACAGAUUCUUUCCAGCAAUGUGGCUCUUCUGGUUCCAGAGUUCUUGGACACAGCUCAGGCCAAAGAGAAGUCCUUUGUUCCCAUGGUCAACAACACGCUCUAUGUGCCCACAGAGGAGUCUGAGGUCCCACAGCAGGGUGGUGACAUUCCCAAGUUCUCAGCAAACACCAUCCAGCCCAAGGAGGACAACAUCUCUAAGUCCCCAGAAAAAACCAUUCAUCCCAAGCUGAGCAAUAUCCCUAAAUCCCCAAAAGAAGCCAUCUAUUCCAAGCUGGGAAGUACCCCCAAGUCCCCAAAAGAAGCCAUCCAUCCUAAGCUGAACAGAAUCCUUGAGUCACCAAAAGACAUCACCCAACCCAAGCUGGGCAAUAUCUCCAAGUCCCCAGAAGACACCUCCUAUCCUAAUCUGGGCAGUAUCCCCAAGUAUGCUAAAGAAACCACCCCUCCCAAGAUGGGCAAUAUGCCAAAGUCUCCAGAAGACACCACCUAUCCCAAGUUGGGCAAUAUCACCAAGUCUCCAGAAGACUCCAACCAUCUCAAGCUGGGCAGUAUCCCCAAAUCCCCCAAAGAAACCACCUAUCCCAAGCUGGGCAGUAUCCCCAAGUCUCCAGAAGACACCACUCAUCCCAAGCUGGGCAGUAUACCCAAAUCCCCCAGAGAAACCACCCAUCUCAAGUUGGGCAGUAUCCCCAAGUCCUCAGAAGAAACCACCCAUCCCAAGCUGGGCAAUAUCCCCAAGUUCCCAGAAGACACCACCUAUCCCAAUCUGGGAAGUAUCCCCAAGUCCCCCAAAGAAACCACCCAUCCCAAGCUGGGCAGUAUCCCCAAGUCCCCGGAAGACACCACCUAUCCCAAUCUGGGAAGUAUCCCCAAGUCCCCUAAAGAAGCCACCCAUCUCAGGCUGGGCAGUAUCCCCAAGUCCUCAGAAGAAACCACCCAUUCCAAGCUGGGCAAUAUGCCCAAGUUCCCAGAAGACACCACCUAUCCCAGUCAGGGAAGUAUCCCCAAGUCCUCAGAAGAAACCACCCAUUCCAAGCUGGGCAAUACGCCCAAGUUCCCAGAAGACACCACCUAUCCCAAUCUGGGAAGUAUGCCCAAGUCCCCCAAAGAAACCACCCAUCCCAAGCUGGGAAAGAUGCCCAAGUUCCCAGAAGGCACCACCUAUCCCAAUCUGCGCAGUAUCCCCAAGUCCCCCAAAGAAACCACCCAUCCCAAGCUGGGCAGUAUCCCCAAGUCUCCAGAAGACACCACUCAUCCCAAUCUGGGCAGCAUCCCCAAAUUCCCCAAAGAAGCCACCCAUCUCAAACUGGGCAGUAUCCCCAAGUCCUCAGAAGAAACCACCCAUCCCAAGCUGGGCAAUAUCCCCAAGUUCCCAGAAGACACCACCUAUCCCAAUCUGGGAAGUAUCCCCAAGUCCCCCAAAGAAACCGCCCAUCUCAGGCUGGGCAGUAUCCCCAAGUCCUCAGAAGAAACCACCCAUCCCAAGCUGGGCAAUAUCCCCAAGUUCCCAGAAGACACCACCUAUCCCAGUCAGGGAAGUAUGCCCAAGUCCCCCAAAGAAACCACCUAUCCCAAGCUGGGCAGUAUUCCCAAGUUCCCAGAAGACACCACCUAUCCCAGUCAGGGAAGUAUCCCCAAGUCCUCAGAAGAAACCACCCAUUCCAAGCUGGGCAAUACGCCCAAGUUCCCAGAAGACACCACCUAUCCCAAUCUGGGAAGUAUGCCCAAGUCCCCCAAAGAAACUACCCAUCUCAAGCUGGGCAGUAUCCCCAAGUCCUCAGAAGAAACCACCUAUCCCAAGCUAGGCAGUAUCCGCAAGUCCCUAGAAGAAUCCAUCCACCCAAAGCUGGGUAGUAUCCCCAAGUCCCCAGCAAACAUCAUCCAGCCCAAGCUGGGCAGUAUCUCCAAGUCUCCAGAAGACACCACCCAUUCCAAGCUAAGCAGUAUCCCGAAGUUCCCAAAAGAAAUCACCCAUCCCAAGCUGGGCAGUAUCCCCAAGUCUCCAGCAAAUACCAUCCAGCCUAAGCAGGGUGACAUCCUCAAAUUCUCAAUGAAAACAAUCCAGCCGGAGGAGGGUGAACUCCCCAAGUCCUCAGAAGAAAUGAUCCAGGAAGGCAAUAUCCCCAAGGCUUCAGAAGAAACGAUCCAGUACACAGAAGGUGACCUCCCCAAGGGCUCAGAAGAAGCCAUCCAGUUCAAGGAAGGCGACUUUCCGAAACCCAAAGAAGAAACAAUGGAGUUCCUGGAGGUGGACAUGGUGAGAAUGAUCCUGAGCAAGGAGGACUUCAAGGCAGCGCUCAAGGAGGCUGGAGAGAGGUUGGUGGCUGUGGACUUCUCGGCCACGUGGUGUGGGCCCUGCAGGAUCAUGCGGCCAGUCUUCCAUGCCCUGUCUGUGGAGCACGAGGACGUGGUAUUCCUGGAAGUGGAUGCUGACGACUGUGAGGAGCUGGUGCAAGACUGUGCGGUCAUGAGCAUCCCAACCUUUCAGUUUUAUAAGAAAGAAGAAAAGGUGGGUGAGUUCUCUGGUGCCCUUAAGGAAAAACUUGAAGAAAUCAUUGAAGAAUUAAAGUAACCAUAUAUUCUGAAAACAUUGUAAACAGUCAGCUGCUUACAGUUUGUGAUUUAUUAUUUACAAAAAAUUAUCAGGUAUAACAAAUGUGUAUGUCCAAAUGGCCCUGCCUGUACAUUGUUAAGUAUUAACUCUGCCCUUUAGAAAAAAUAGUCCAAGCAUUAAAGCACACUGUGACUAUGUUUUUGUUGCUAGUAGACUGUGAAAUCAGAAAUUCCUUUGGUGGAGAGUGGUAGUCCCCUUGUCCCCUACUUUUCAAUCUUGUUUUUUUUUCCCCACUUGCCCUUGAAAAUUCCAUUCAUUUAGUGUUUGCAGGAACAUUGGAAAGGUAGAUAAUUCCUCUGCAGAAGUAAAUGAUUGAAAGAGGAGUGAAAAUUUCUUUUCUCGUGCUCAUGUUAUCUUUGUGGAUUCUGAUAAGAUACUUCUGGAAAUAAAGAAUUUGAGAGAUUCCAUGCCUUAGCCAACCUCCUUCUCGUGCCUGGAGUGCUAUGGAGGCCUUGAGCAAUUCACUGGGUUCUCCAAGAUGUGAUUUGCUGGAGGCAGAGCUGAGACCAAGUCUAUGUUUCCAGAUUCCAAGUCCAGGACUCUACCUACUAAUCCAUGCUCACAAAAUCUGAGACAGUGCUUAGAACUUCAGGUUUCUCCAGGGCUUACCUCCAUGGAACGCUUGCUGCCAUUAUGACAUCAGCACCCCAGUGGCAAAGUUACCAGUGUGCCAAAGUUCCUGCUUUGUCUUCCUGGUAAUUGGGUUCUUGAUACCUGCUCCCAAAUGUCCGUGAGUCCAAAGGCCCAGGUUUGGGCUAAAGAUGGUGGCUUGGUCCAGAGUGGUUUUUUUAAAACACUUUUCUUGGAGGAGGAGAGGAGCUCAAAAUAAGUAAGUAACUGGAGUCAGAGUGAGACCAAGCGCUUGGCGAGGAUGGGAGAGAUGGACACCUCAUACAAUCCUGACGGAAGUGUGAACUGCUACAACCAUUUGGAUGAACAGUGCACAGUCUGAAUUGAAAUAGGAAGUAUCCUUGAUCCGGCAGUCCCACCACUGGAAAUCUCUCUGCGGAAAUAAAAGCGUCCGAUGGUAAA